Cololabis saira (Pacific saury) is the source of this 5897-nucleotide messenger RNA. RefSeq names its product protein tyrosine phosphatase non-receptor type 12 (gene ptpn12). Gene Ontology annotation, biological process: peptidyl-tyrosine dephosphorylation. Gene Ontology annotation, molecular function: non-membrane spanning protein tyrosine phosphatase activity. Gene Ontology annotation, cellular component: nucleus; cytoplasm. The record is from RefSeq and is a predicted model, not a curated record. Lineage: Eukaryota; Metazoa; Chordata; Actinopteri; Beloniformes; Belonidae. The transcript is spliced from 18 exons. The coding region runs from base 461 to 2854 and encodes 797 amino acids.
GCGCUGAGUGAAUGUGGCAGUCGAGGUUGAAGGGAGGGGUGGAUAGAGUGACCACACCGGGAUUUUUUCUCCCUUUUUUCUUUAUUAUCAUUUUCUAACAGAGCCAAGUUUUCAUAGUUUACCUGCCGCUUGCUGUUGUAAACCAGUGUGGAGGACGGGAGAGCCGGCUGCUGCUGCUUUUCUCCGGGACUAUCCGCUGUCUGUCGCUGUGAAAACAGUCCAGAAGAAAGGAGGAAAGGGGGAAACAACAUGGGGCGAUAAUAAGAAAAUGUGUGCUGUUGUGGACCGACGAUGACUCUGUGGGAGGACCCGUGAAACCUAUUUAUUUUAUUUAUUCUCCCUUUUCCCUUCCCUUUCCUGUCCUAUUUUUUGUUUUAUUCUUUAAACACCCCUCCCCUGGCUUUAAAAAAAUAAUAAUUUAAAAAGGAAAAAGGGGGCAGCGUUGCAAGAGGUGUGAAGGAUGGACCAAGCCGGCAUCCUGAGAAAGUUUAUCCAGGGGGUGAAGGCCAUGAGCGAGGGGGACAAGGAGAGGGGAGAGGACAACUUCGGCAGCGACUUCAUGCGGUUACGGCGCUUAUCAACCAAGUACCGGACGGAGAAGAUCUACCCCACCAACGUAGGGGAGAGGGAGGAGAACGUCAAGAAGAACAGAUAUAAGGAUAUACUGCCAUUUGACCACAGUAGAGUGAAAUUGAAAUUAAAAACAACCAAUCAGGACACAGAUUACAUCAAUGCAAACUUCAUCAAGGGUAUGGAUGGCCCGGAGGCCUACAUAGCAACUCAGGGUCCGCUGCCUAAUACUGUCAUCGAUUUCUGGAGGAUGAUCUGGGAGUACAACGUAGCUGUUAUUGUGAUGGCUUGUCGAGAAUUCGAGAUGGGAAGGAAAAAAUGUGAGCGCUAUUUCCCGCUGCCUGAGGAGGAAACCAUGAGUUUUGGCGCCUUCAAAAUUUCCUAUGAGUCGGAGCAGACCAGAACAGAUUACAAUAUCAAGAUAUUGACAGUGCAGUAUGAAAAUGAAACUCGGAGGCUAACCCAGUUUCAUUACAUAAACUGGCCCGAUCAUGACGUCCCCUCAUCAUUCGACUCCAUCCUGGACAUGAUUGGACUAAUGAGAGAAUACCAAGACAAUGAUGACGUCCCUAUAUGCGUCCACUGCAGUGCAGGCUGUGGGAGGACGGGUGCUAUCUGUGCUAUUGACCACACAUGGAACCUCCUCAAAGCCGGGAAAAUUCCCGAGGAUUUUAACGUUUUCCGGUUGAUCCAAGAGAUGAGGACGCAGCGGCACUCUGCUGUUCAAACAAAGGAGCAGUACGAGUUAGUUCAUAAAGCAAUCGCUCAGCUCUUUGAGAAACAACUGUAUCUACUGGAGAGUCCCACCAACACGCAGAUACAAGAUGGCAUGGAUGAAAGCAGUUCUGACAAAGCAAGCCACCCUUCAGAUGAGGAGAAAUGGGACACGCCACCUCCCAAACCUCCCCGCAUACGCAGUUCCCAGGUAGAAGGUGAUGUGAAAGAGGAGAUUCUGCAGCCUCCCGAGCCUCACCCGGUUCCCCCCAUUCUCACCCCAUCUCCCCCCUCAGCCUUCCCCACCGUCACCAACGUACGGCAGGACAAUGACCGCUACCACCCCAAACCCGUCAUACAUGUGUUAGCUACAACGCAGCAGAAUGUGACAGAGAAUAAAGACGUUGAUGAGCAGCAGAACCCGUCAGAACCAAUCAAACAAACCAGUCCCUCAGAGCAGAGGGAUCAAGAUCUCCUCAGCCGAAAUCAGCAGACUCAGGUGUCAAAUCUAGAUCUGAAUGACAAUUACAACAACAAAUUGUCCUCGACGUCGAUGAAAUCAGAAUCGGGUCAAAGCCAGACUCAGACGCCGCCCUCGCCCCUCUCCCCGGCCGUUGAAUGUUCUGGUGCUCCACGGAUUGAAAGGAAGCUCAGCAUUGAAAUUAAAAAGGUGCCGUUGCAGGAAGGACCUCGCAGCUUUGACACUUCCACCUCCAUUGGAGUCCCGGGCGUACAAGGCUCCAGCGCAAACACCAACAGCAGCAUGCUGCAGAGAGGCCUCGCCUUCAAGUCUCGCACCGGCCCGUCCCUGCUGACGUCCAGCUCCUCGCUGUCGGAAGACUCGGGCACAGAGGGGGGAUCAGGCGGAUGUGGGGAGAGUCAAGCAGAGGACGGUACUCUAACUAGACCAAAUCACCUUCCUGUGAAGAGCGGCGAGAAGGGAGAGCCGCAGGACCCCGACAGAGCAGAAGUGAAGGCUGGCCACGCAGCCUGGACGCAGCCUUCCAACAGCCCGGAAAAGCUAUUCCCCAAGACCUCCUCCUCUUCUUCCUCCUCAGACCGAGUCGCUCCAUCUUCAUCCUCCUCCUCCCACCUAUCUUCUUCCUCUUCCUCCUCCUCCUCCUCCACUCCUGUUAGGACUGCCCUGAGUUUCACCAACCCCCUGCACUCUGAUAACUCAGAUGAUGAGGGGAAUGGAGAGAUGCCUGGCGAGAAGGAGAGUUACCGUACAAAUCUAUCGGGGACUGGCAUGGUAGCCUCGUCCGUGCAGCAUGAAAGCCAGCAGCCGGUCAGAAAGGUGGUCCCCAUGUCCAUUGCAGUCACUUCAUCAGCCUCGGCAACCACAGCAAACUGCUGGGACAGCGAUGGCUCCCCUCCCCCCCUCCCCGAGAGAACCCCUGAGUCCUUCAUACUGGCCACAGACCCACUGGAAGUGAAAACGUCAGCCUCAGCCGAGUGGAGCAGUGCACAUAAAGAUGUGUCAGGUUCGGUUAACGCGUCUCCAGCUGACCCUGCAUCUGCUGGCAGCAUAGCAACAAACAACCAAGCAGACCUGGGUGGACUUCGGUAAUCGUGGUGCUCCGCCCAAAGGCCCUCGAGAACCCCCCUUGGAGUGGACAUGACUGAGCGAUCCGUCUACCCGCCCACCAACGGCGGCGGCGUCCCACAUCAGGAGAUGGACUCCACGGAUCUCACCUGGCUGCUCCAAAAACUUAGUUGCUAGAUGCCACACAGACAGACGGCACAUUUUUACAUAGAAACUGUUUCUGUGUAACUGUGUGCCAACAUCCUCCCCCUCCUCAGUCCUUCCCUCAAAGUGCCGCUCUGCAAUUCAAAAGAACAGCUUCUGGUUGAGAGACUUGUAUAUUUUACAGCAACGCCUUUUUCUUUUUUUUUUUCCCUCCCCCCCGCAGCUCAAACGGAUGUUAGAUGGUUUGACUUUUCUGUACUCUGACCUGGGAUCAGUCUUUCCCUGUUAACUUUCCAUGGCUCAAUACUAGAACAAGAAGGGGCAUUGUUUUUCCCUUUCUACACUAAAUAAACAGGGACCUAAGAGUGACUCUUACGCUUUGUUUCAAGCCAAAUGAGACGAAAGUAAGUCAAUCAGAAAAGCUACCGUGGGAGGUGGAUUCAUGAGGUUUAAAAAAAGAAAAGAAAACUCCCAGAGGUUGUUUGCUGUCUCGCACGGAACGAACAACAAUCUUCAAAGCGAACUUGGAUAAUCUGUUACCCAUGAUACAACUUUCUCAGCUGGCUGUGUGGAGGUCGCCAGGGAGCUCGCUGUGUCUCUCUAUACGUAUUUCUGUGUCUCUCUUUCCCUCUUUGUGGUGCUACAUUACAAAAGAUCAGCAAAGAAACAGAAGUGCAGGAGCUGCCCACCGCCAGCAUCAGCUGUUCCUCACCCCCCUCCAGCUUUUCUGCAGGUUUUUGCAGCCGUUGAAAUACUAGCUUGAGCAUUUUGCAUUUCUUCUGUCAGAGUCAUAAGCUGUCAUAGUUUGGUCAUUGCAGUGUUUGAGUAAACGUAUACUUCCAAUCUUUAUGGCUUGGAGUUAGAUGUGCUCCACAUGAAGCUGGAGCCAGUAGCUUGUUAGUUUUCAUUCAUUGAACUGAGGCUAAAUGUCUGCUUUUGAGAUUGCUUUGCAGACAUGAGUGGAGGCAUUUGUGUCUCAGAAAGAAAGCAAAAUAAUGCCUUUUUUUUGGUCUCAGACCUGAACUUUUACUCUAAAUAUGUUUUGAUUCUGUGAUAUCAAUAGUCAGCUGAAAGCAGAGAUAAUUAAAAAAAUGAUUUUAGAUGUCCAGGAAAAGGGUAGGAAGCAGCUCAACCUGAGCUAGAGGAGGGAAAUCAUUCAUGUAUUAUAAGAGCUGGAUCUGAAGGAUUCUUAUAAUUUGAAGUCCCUAGUUUAGUCACUUUAAAGGUAAAAUGGUAUUGAGCACAUCCGUAAUGACCAAGCUCACCAGCUCAAUGACUCUGGCUCUCGCUGCUGAGAGCAGGAUGCUGCGUCAGUCCACAGAGAAGACAGCCAACGUCCGCUUCGCUUGUCUUCUCCUUUGUGCUUCAGGCUUCUCUCGGUCCACGCUCAAGUUAACCAUUUCUCUUACUUUUCCCAUGCCUUCUUUUUGUUUUUCUCUCUCGUCGUUCUCUCAUCUGUCUGGUCUCUCGUCUGAGGCCCUCUUUUGAACAACCAUGAAAGUUUUCAAUCACAGCUUUUUACGAUCGACCUCAGUGUUUCGGAGUAUGAAUGUAACACCUGAAGCGCUUGAAGCCUGGGACUUUACAGGUGCAUAUUAAACCUCCAGCCCUCCUCUGCACAUCAGACUCAUUUGGUUUCUCAUAAAGCUGCAUUUCUUUUUUUUUUUUUAAACCUGCUUCUGUAUGUGUGAGGCAAUGAUCCAAUAAGACAACAGCGACUAAGGACCCAGAACUACUGUUUAAUUUUUUUUUUUCUUGUUGUUAACACCUUCUUCAUUAGCUACCAUAAGUACACAGCAUAUGCAUUGUUUUAUAAAGAUAAAGAGCUGUACAGAGCAGUUUAGGUAUAUAGUAUUUCAAAUUGUUUUAUACUAUCUCUUAAAUAUCCUUAUUAACAGAAGAUGUAAGAAAGUCAGUGCAUGAUAAUGAUGAUUCCUCCCGCCAAACAAUGUUCUCCUUAAAGUGUAAAUUAUUCUGCUGCCCUUUUUUCUUUGCUUCUGGCAAAUAUUUCAGGUUUUUUUUAAUGUUUAAACAAUAUGCUUAACAGGUUAUAAAAUGUUGUUUUAGUUUGUUGGCAGAGGAAAAGCAUAGACUGCCAGCUUCCCACCCCACCACCAUGAUGACUACAAUGGGCUCUGAAUAAGAUUGUAAUAAUGAUAUUACUGAUGAUGAUAAUAAUAAUAAUAAUAUUAAUAAUAAUAAUGGUCAUUUUUUUUUGUAAAUGGUAUUUUAAAAGUUAUUUUUGUACACAUGGUUGUUUGUUGUGUCACAAGUCAACUGAAUUCUCAUCCGCCUGACCUUGACUUUUCUCACAGACUCUCCCCAUGUCUGGAAAUCACUUUUCUUUCUCUUUUCUUGAACAUUUUUUGAUUUCUUUUUCUUCGGUCCCAGCAUUCGCUUUUUCAACAGAAAAUUCUGCACCUGAGAUGAGGCUCCGCUUCAGCAGUUGAGGAGCAUCUCAUUAGUAUUCCCCUUCUCAUGCCUCCUACUUUCCUCUCUCUGCUUUCCGUCUUUCACCCCCUUCACCAAACACAAACACACGAGCGUUAAGGCUGAUUUAUGGUUCCGCGUUACACCGACGCAGAGCCUACGGCGUACGGGUUACGUAGGCUCUGCGUCGAUUUAACGCAGAACCAUAAUUCAGGCUUAAAUCUCAGAAAAGAGCCCACCUGUGCCUUUAAGAGAGCCCUGGCCCCGCCCCCUCCCCGCUGCCCUCCAAUCAGCAUUAGUGGCGUGAGUGUGAGCAACGUGAUUGGCUGCCGCCUGCUCAUCAGCUCCUGUGGGUCUCUCACACCCCUCUCAUCCCCCCACACACACACACACACACACCUUCUCCUGACACACAAACACAGACGAAAUGUUUGUAUGUUGCAGAAAUCAAUCAGUAAAAAUGAACAUUAAGGAAAUAUGUGGCUCCUUUGUU